This is a messenger RNA of Zonotrichia albicollis (white-throated sparrow), 3603 nucleotides long. Lineage: Eukaryota; Metazoa; Chordata; Aves; Passeriformes; Passerellidae. The record is from RefSeq and is a predicted model, not a curated record.
UCUCCCCCAGCAGCCGCGUGGCCAUCACGCUGGAGAACACGCUGGUGAUCCUGUCCACGGUGGCGCCGGAUGCGGGGCGUUACUACGUGCAGGCGGUCAACGACAAGAACGGGGACAACAAGACGAGCCAGCCCAUCACCCUGACGGUGGCCAAUGUGGGUGGCCCAGCUGACCCCAUCGCACCCACCAUCAUUGUCCCUCCCAAGAACACCAGCGUGGUGGCCGGGACCUCGGAGGUGACCAUGGAGUGUGUGGCCAACGCCAGGCCACUGAUGAAGCUGCACAUCGUCUGGAAGAAGGACGGGGCGCCCGUGUCCAGCGGGAUCAGCGACUACAGCCGGCGGCUGACCAUCCUGCACCCCACCCUGAGCGACAGCGGCUUCUACGAGUGCCAGGCUGUGCUGCGCAGCAGCAGCGUCCCUGCUGUCACUGCUGGGGCCUUCCUAUCUGUGCUGGAGCCCCCUCAGUUCAUCAGGGAGCCGGAGAGGCACAUCACGGCCGAGAUGGAGAAGGUGGUGGCCAUCCCCUGCCAGGCCAAGGGUGUCCCCCCUCCCGAGAUGGCCUGGUACAAGGACGCUGCCCUGCUGCAGCUGGAGAAGCUGCCCCGUUUCCAGCUGCUGGAGGACGGCAGCCUGCAGAUCAGCGGGCUGCUCCCCGACGACACCGGAAUGUUCCAGUGCUUCGCCCGCAACGCGGCCGGCGAGGUGCAGACCACCACAUACCUGGCUGUGACCAGCAUCGCCCCCAACAUCACGCGGGGUCCCCAGGACAGCACGGUGAUCGAUGGCAUGGCCGUCAUCCUCAACUGCGAGACCUCGGGGGCGCCACGCCCGGCCAUCACCUGGCAGAAAGGGGAGCGGGUCCUGGCCAGCGGCUCGGUGCAGCUGCCCCGUUUCACCCUGCUGGAGUCGGGCAGCCUCCUGGUGAGCCCCGCGCACCUGUCUGACGCUGGCACCUACACCUGCCUGGCCACCAACUCCCGCGGCGUGGACGAGGCCUCUGCUGACCUGGUGGUCUGGGCAAGGACACGUAUCACAGACCCGCCACAGGACCAGAGUGUCAUCAAGGGCACCAAGGCUGUCAUGAGCUGCGGGGUCACCCAUGACCCCAGCGUGGACGUCAGUGCCUGGCCCCGUGGGACACCUGAGCUUCAGUGACAUCCUGGAUACGUCCCUGAAGGUCAGCUGGCAGGAGCCGCUGGAGAAGAACGGGAUCCUGACGGGCUACCGGAUCUCCUGGGAGGAGUACAACCGCACCAACACGCGGGUGACGCACUACCUGCCCAACGUCACCCUGGAGUACCGCGUCACCGGCCUCACCGCCCUCACCACCUACACCAUCGAGGUGGCCGCCAUGACCUCCAAGGGACAGGGACAGCUCUCCUCCUCCACCAUCUCCUCGGGGGUCCCCCCAGAGCUCCCCGGUGCCCCCACCAACCUGGGCAUCUCCAACAUCGGCCCCCGCUCUGUCACCAUCCAGUUCCGCCCGGGUUACGAUGGCAAAACCUCCAUCUCCCGCUGGCAGGUGGAGGCACAGGUGGGCCAGAACGGGGAGGCCGGCGAGUGGGGGCUCGUGCACCAGCUGGCCAAUGAGCCCGACAUGCGCUCCAUGGAGGUGCCCAACCUGAAGCCCUACACCUACUACAGUUUCCGCAUGCGGCAGGUGAACAUCGUGGGCACUAGCCCGCCCAGCCUGCCCUCCAGGAGGAUCCAGACCCUGCAGGCCCCCCCGGACAUGGCCCCUGCCAAUGUCACCCUGAGGACGGCCAGCGAGACCAGCCUGUGGCUGCGCUGGAUGCCCCUCCUGGAGCAGGAGUACAACGGGAGCCCCGACUCGGUGGGCUACAGGAUCCGGUACGCUCAGGCGGACGGGCGGGAGCAGCCGGCGCUGCAGCUGAUCCGUGACCGUGUCGAGAGGGAAUUCACCAUCGAGGACCUGCAGGAGUGGACCGAGUACCGCGUGCAGGUCCAGGCCUUCAACGCCAUCGGGCCAGGGCCCUGGAGCCCCCCGGUGCUGGGGCGCACGCGGGAGUCAGUGCCCUCCUCCGGCCCCAGCAAUGUGUCAGCAGUGGCCACCUCCUCCAGCAGCCUGCUGGUCCGAUGGAGUGACAUUCCUGAGGCUGACUGCAACGGGCUCAUCCUGGGCUACAAGCCGCUGUGGAUGAAGGUCAAGGACCUGGCUGAGGGCGUCACCUACCGCUUCCGAAUCCGCGCCAAAACCUUCGCCUAUGGGCCGGAUGUCGAGGCCAACAUCACCACGGGGCCCGGGGAAGGUGCCCCUGGCCCCCCUGGAGAACCCUUCAUCUCCCGCUAUGGCUCGGCCAUCACCAUCCACUGGUCCAGUGGGGACCCAGGCCAGGGUCCCAUCACCAGAUACGUCAUCGAGGCCCGGCCCUCAGACGAGGGGCUCUGGGACAUCCUCAUCAAAGACAUCCCCAAGGAGGUGACCUCCUACACCUUCAGCAUGGACAUCCUCAAGCAGGGCGUCAGCUACGACUUCCGAGUCAUUGCCGUCAAUGACUACGGCUACGGGACCCCCAGCACCCCUUCCCCCUCCGUGUCAGCCCAGAAAACCAACCCGUUCUAUGAGGAGUGGUGGUUUCUGGUGGUCAUCGCCCUGGUGGGGCUCAUCUUCAUCCUCCUCCUCGUCUUCGUGCUCAUCAUCCGCGGCCAGAGCAAGAAAUACUCCAAGAAGUCGGACUCAGAAAAGCCCCAAGAAUUAAGAGAAAAGGAAGAAGAGGAGGAGGAGGAGGAAGGGGAGCAGCUCCAGGGGUUUCUGCUGAAGCCAAGCGCCGUCCCUGGGGCUGGGGAGCGAACCCAGGGCCCCUCCUUGGCCAAAGCUUGUGGGUCACAGACUCCUCUGUUGAGGUGGGGCAGGGGGCUUGGGGGGCACCCACAUCGUCCCUGGUGCACCCACAUCGUCCUUGGUGCACUCACAUCGUCCUUGGUGCACCCACAUCACCCCUGGUGCACCCACAUCACCCCUGGCACCCCUGGAGCUGCUGCUGGGCCCCAGUGGGUGCUGGGGCUGGGGAAGGGGCUCCUGCCGUGCCAAACCCCCCAGCCCCUCCACCCGGGGCUCCCCCAGGACGUGGGGACAAGCAGGGACACAGAGACAGAGGAGCUCUGCUGGUCUUAAACCUCUGGACUUGAGCCCCCCACUCUGGACCCCCGCAGAAGGAUGCCAGGGGACAUUUCAUUGGUGCCAGGGGACCAUUCAUUGGUGCCCUCCCUGGUGCCCGGCCCAGCACAGCCGCCAGAGCAGGAGGAGCCAGGACUGGAACCCCAGGACAGCCCCAGAGGGGUGCACGUGGUGCUCAUCCCCCAAUUCUGCACCUCGGGGCCCUGGGGAGGACUCGGAUGGGGCCGCUGGAGCCUCCCCGUGGCGUUUCGGGUGCUUUGGGGCUUUUUAACGGGGUUUUGUGCAGGCUCUGAGGGCGUUGGGGGGUGUUGAUGCCCAGGGGGGGUCUGUGGCUGUUUUGGGGGUGUCUGCACAGCCCAGCCCAGCCCCUGCAGUGCCUAUGGGUGAGCCAGCCCCAGCCUGGCAGGGCCAGGGCACCCUGAGCCGAGGGAGAUGCCAAUAAACAGCCUGAGGACAAGCGUG